GGGGAGAUGGGGUAUGGGGUCUGCACCGUCUCGUCGGCGACUCGGUUUGCAUUUCGCUGGCCAUUCCGUACGGAGUGCUGAGCGCCUGCAGCGUACGGUGAUGGUCUAUCAUGGCCAGCACAACCACCACAACCACCACCGAAGCCCUCAUCCUCACAACCACCAACGGGUCCCUCGAACUGCGUCGAGCUCUCCUCUCCGGCCCCCAGAACGAUGAAGUCCUCGUCGAAAUGCACGCCACAGGCAUCUGCCACACCGACCUUUCCUGCAUGGACGGCGUCCUGAGUAUAUCCACCCCUGCCGUGCUAGGCCACGAGGGCGCCGGCAUGGUGCUCGCCACCGGAUUCGACGUCACCGACAUUGCACCGGGAGACAAAGUCCUGCUCAGCAUCAACCACUGCCAACGAUGCGACAAUUGCACGUCCGGGCAUCCGAAUUACUGCGCCGAGGGGAUGCCGCGAAACUUUGGCGGACGGAGGCUCAGUGACGGCAGCACUCCGAUUUCACUUCUCGACGACGACGACGACGACGACGACGACGAGGCCAAGAAGAAGACGCCUUGUUUCGGCAAUUUCUUCGGGCAGAGCUCGUUCGCGCGGCACGCCAUUGUCAAUAGGUCGUGUAUUGUCAAGGUCGCGGCGACGUCGGAUACGAAUACAAGUCCCAAUCUGGCCUUGUUCGCGCCGUUGGGAUGCGGGAUCUCAACCGGUGUCGGAAGCGUCCUGAACACUUUGAAUGUCAAGCAGGGAUCGAGUCUGGCCGUCUUCGGCACGGGGAGUGUUGGCUUGGCCGCUGUCAUGGCGGGCAAGAUGAGGAAGGCCCGUGUCAUUGUCACCGUGGACUUGAAUCAAGCCAGGCUCGAGCUGGCCCGGAAGCUGGGCGCUACUCAUCUCGUGCAUGUGCAUGGAGGCAGCGAAGACGUGGACGUCGUACAGCAGCGCGUGAGGCAGGCUUGCCCCGAGGGCGUGGCGUAUGCUGUGGACUGCACGGGGAAUCCCAAAGUCAUCGAGUCGAUGAUGGAUUGUCUGGCAACCAGAGGGCGCGCGGCCCAGGUCGGGAUCCCGACUCCUGACAAGACUGUACCCAUCAACAUCUUGCAGCAUUUAUUGAAUGGACGCGAAUACGUUGGCUGUGCUGGUGGAGAUUGUGUGCCGAGUGAGAUGUUGCCGUUCCUCAUGCAGCAGCAGGAAGCCGGCAAUUUUCCCUUGGAAGACAUCGUAUCAUAUUAUGAUGUGAAGGACUACGCGCAAGCAUUCGAAGACGCGAGGUCAGGCAAGGUCGUCAAGGCCGUGCUAAAGUGGAUUUAAUCAUCACCAGCCGACACAGCGACCGGCACUCACAUCAUCCCGAGGUGAAGCAAUUUCAAUAUCAACUAGCAGUCACAAAGCAGCCCGCGCGAUAAAUUGAGGGACGAUCGUAUUAGAAGGCCACCGGUACAUAUCAGGGUAUACAAAGGUGCAUAAGGUCCUAUCCUGCUGCUGAUCUCAGCAUAACAUCUAUUCUGG
Molecule: messenger RNA, 1505 nt
Organism: Exophiala xenobiotica
Lineage: Eukaryota; Fungi; Ascomycota; Eurotiomycetes; Chaetothyriales; Herpotrichiellaceae
Exons: 1
Coding region: 111-1307 (398 amino acids)
Molecular function (GO): oxidoreductase activity; zinc ion binding
Source: RefSeq, a predicted model, not a curated record